AUGCGCACGAUCCGCUCCACUCUUUACACCGGAGAGGACAGCUGUUCCUCCUUCGCUUCCGCCGCCGCCUCGCCUGACCACGUGUUUGUGUCCGAGAACUUGACCGACUCUGUUGUGGACAUGCGCCUCGGGGAGCUCGCCGCCAGGAACUUCCUCAACUGCUCCGGCAAGUCAGAGAAAUCGUCGGCGGCGAAUUUGACCUCCUCCGCGGCGGCGGCGGAGGAGUUUUUGGAUAUCUCGCAGGCAUUCAGUGAUUUCUCCGGGUGUAGCAGCGAUAUAUCCGGGGAAUUGCAGCGAUUGGCGUGCUUGCCUUCUCCCAGACGAGGAGGGGAGGAGGAAUUGCAACCGGAGCCGGAGCCGUGCUUCGGGUUUCUGCAGAGGGAGAGCUUCUCGACGGAGAUAAUCGAGAGUAUUUCGCCGGAGGAUCUCCAGCCGAUGGUCAAGAUCUGCGUGGAAGAUAGGGAUGGGUGGCUGUGGUUUUUUUUUUCUUUUAUUUUUCGUUCCUUUUUUUUUCUUUUAUUUUUCGUUCCUUUUUUUUGUAGAGUUAUUGUCACACCCGUACCCAGAAUUUUAUGA
Linum tenue is the source of this 576-nucleotide messenger RNA. Lineage: Eukaryota; Viridiplantae; Streptophyta; Magnoliopsida; Malpighiales; Linaceae. The record is from the annotation of a GenBank genome assembly.